AUGGCAUCGCUUCAGUAUGUAACGCUCAUAUCUUACGCGAUUGUUAUCAGAAGCAGGAUCUGUCCACUUGUACCGGAGGCACAAGCGGAGGUUCCCAAUUUUGAAAAGUUACGCUUACACUAUGAUGAAAAGUACUUCAAGGUUGCCCUAAAGAAAAUCACGUCGUCGGAUAAUCAAACGGUUUUCAAUGCAUUGAUGAGAGUCACAAAUGGUAUACCGUUUUUAAGCAAACUAUUUCCAAAGACUUUACAAGAAAUGCUCAACGAAGGCAUCGCGCGGGCCGAGAAGACUAUUUUUGCGGAAAGUUUUUCUCCUUUCAAACGUUUACAUGUUUUUGAUGCAAUAAAAAUCUCAGAUACUCUUGUUGAGGAGCUGGUGAGCUUCGAUCUUUCGCACACUGUCAAUGCUAUGGCGGAGAUUGCUGAACUACUGAAACGGCAGCGUUUUUUCAUGAAAACAUAUCUUGUGGGAAAAGAAGUUAUGAAGAUCAAUGGAGUGAGGAUAUUUAUUGAUUGGUGCGAACUUAUCGAUUAGCG
Molecule: messenger RNA, 536 nt
Organism: Strongylus vulgaris
Lineage: Eukaryota; Metazoa; Nematoda; Chromadorea; Rhabditida; Strongylidae
Source: the annotation of a GenBank genome assembly